Owenia fusiformis is the source of this 2090-nucleotide messenger RNA. Lineage: Eukaryota; Metazoa; Annelida; Polychaeta; Sabellida; Oweniidae. The record is from the annotation of a GenBank genome assembly.
UAUUUUUACUUCAUUUUUUCCGUUCUGGUAUCCGUAUUUUACACUUGUCAUUUUGAUUCCGCGAAGCAAAUAUUUAAUAUGGCGCCUGUUGCUGAGGGAAACAUGGAAGAGCGGAAGUUCAAAAAUACACUGAUCUUUAAUGCGUCAAAGAGGGAACUUUUUACAAUCAACAAUGGAAUGAAAACAUUGAACAGAAAACUGAAAACACAAUGGAAAAUCCUGGUCAAUAAAGAAGAAAUAACAGAGGAGAAGCUAUGUGAUGGUCGGGUGUUUGUCUUGACAGGAUCAAGAGAGAAAUUCACUUCAUCAGAGUUUGAUGCAAUGAAGAAAUAUGUGGAGCAAGGUGGAAGCAUCUUGGUGAUGUUGGGGGAGGGGGGUGAGAGCAGAUUCGAUACAAAUAUUAACUUCCUAUUAGAAGAUUAUGGCAUCAUGGUUAAUAAUGAUGCUGUUGUUAGAACAUCAUUUUACAAAUACUACCAUCCGAAAGAAGCACUAGUUUCUAAUGGAGUUUUAAACAGGGCUAUAAGCAAAGCUGCUGGCAAAGUGCUUAUGGUUGGUGAUGAAGAUGAAAAUAAUGCACAGGCAUUGACAUUUCUGUACCCCUAUGGAGCCACUCUAAAUGUGAUCAAGCCAGCCACUGCAAUACUCUCUACCGGAACUGUCUCAUUUCCAGUGAACAGACCAAUCUGUGGCAUAUAUAAAUCUAAGUCAAAUCAAGGUGGCAAGAUUGCUGUGCUUGGCUCAGCACAUAUGCUUUGUGAUCAGUACAUUGAUAGAGAGGAGAACUCUAAGAUAAUGGAUGUGCUGUUUAACUUUCUCACAACAGAUGACAUCCAACUCAAUCAGAUAGAUGCAGAGGACCCAGAGAUAUUUGACUACAACAUGCUCCCAAAUACUGCAAAGUUAUCGGAGCAGGUGAAGACAUGUCUACAAGAGAGUGACGAAGUUCCCCGUGACAUCACUACAUUGUUUGAGAGUUCUUUAUUCAAGUUAGAUACAAGCAUGGUCCCAAGGGCUAUCAGGGCCUUUGAACAGCUAAAUGUGAAGCAUGAACCCUUGACAUUGAUAACACCUCAGUUUGAGACACCACUACCCCCGUUACAGCCUGCUGUAUUUCCUCCAACUUUUCGGGAACUUCCCCCUCCAGCGUUAGAUCUUUUUGAUCUUGAUGAACAAUUUUCCUCUGAAAAAGUGCGUAUGGCACAAAUCACAAACAAAUGUACUGACGAUGAUAUGGAAUAUUAUGUGAGAGAAUGUGGAGAAGUAUUUGGAGUUUCAAACAAAUUACCUGCUAACUCUAGAGACGCAAAACAUAUAUUGGAGUAUGUGCUUCAUCAAGUUGUAGAGUUUAAAAAAUUGAAUCAGGAAAGCGAUGUGGAUACUGCACAAUUUGGUGGUGGGGGAUUUGGAGGGGGUGGCGCAGAUACAUUUUCCUGAAUAUUGAUCUGAUAAUUGGCAAUCAUCAACUCAGUAGUCUUAGUGCUUUACUUCACUCUGGUUAUCAACUACAGUCCAAAUGUGACUCACUUUGGCACAAGACUUGCUGUCAUUGUAGUGCGACUUGGACAUGCAUGUACACUCAAUGAAUACAUUGAAUGGACAAUGAUACCUGCCUAUAAGUUAUCAUUAUAUAGUACAUCAUAGAAGUAGUUUUUCUUAUGAUUACUUUAAGGCAUGAAGAAUAAUAGUCCCAAUUCAUUAAAAAAACACCUCCGUCCAUGGUAUGGCUUUUGUUAAUAUAUUAAUGUCCAUCAAAGAAACAAUAUUUCUUUCCUUAUAUUUCAAUGAACCCUCAGAUGCUACACAAAUGCAUGGCUGAUACAGCAAUAACAACAAAAAAUAGCCUUGAACCUAACCAAAAUAGGUAAUUUGAAGUACAUUAAUACAUUGGCCAAGCCUAAAAGACAACAUACUCAGACUCUUUCUUUCGUGAUAUUUCUCACUUUUAGCUUGAUAUGAUAAGUAACAGAAGCUGAAUGAUGAUCAAGUUUUAUUCAUUCUCUUUAUUUAUAUCCCUGUGGAAUUAUAUUUGUAGAUAUUUGUAAAUUUAUUUGUAUAUAUUGAAAAUAAAUACAAGAUGCUAUAUGUGU